This is a messenger RNA of Nothobranchius furzeri (turquoise killifish), 969 nucleotides long. RefSeq names its product mitochondrial ribosomal protein L48 (gene mrpl48). NCBI's taxonomy places the organism in Eukaryota, Metazoa, Chordata, Actinopteri, Cyprinodontiformes, Nothobranchiidae. Gene Ontology annotation, cellular component: mitochondrial ribosome. The record is from RefSeq and is a predicted model, not a curated record.
GGACCUUUUAGUCGCCGCUCUAGCAUCCUGUGUUCACGUCCGGUUUGAAUAGGACAAUCUGUGGCGCGUGUGUUUAGAUGUUAUUUGUUUUAGGUCGUUUCGUUCAGAAGUAGUGACUCACACUUUGCGCCCUAGAUAUCACCAAAAAGAAUAUGAACUGCUUUUUCCGGAAGCUGCAGGCGUCUGUCACACAGCAGGUGUUUGUGCUGAGUCAAGCUCUGACAUCAUGCAGAGUCAUGCCUUCCAUCCAGCAUCCUGUCUGCUGCACGACUUCUGUUAAUAAGAGGCUAUAUAGAAGCAGAGCGACACACGGGAUCGGGAGGUGGAAGUUUCUUUUACCCAAAGAGGCCCCCAAGAAGAAGAGGGACAAACUGCAGAUGAAGCCGAUUGUUCUGGCUACAAACACGACAUACGGGACGCUGAACGUGACAGUGUCGGGUUAUGACAUGACGGCAGUGGAGCAUUAUUCUCAGUACAUCCACAACCUCUGCAACCGGCUGGGUGUCAAAGUGUCUGAAAGCUACGCUUUACCAACCAAGACCACCGAGGUGAUGCUGGUGCAGGAUCAAGGAGCCAAAUCGUACGUCGAAGCAGUCCUGAAGACCCACCAACGAGUCAUCCAGUUGAGCAGUCUGGAUGCCACGUUGUGCCCCGUCUUCAUGGAGGUUCUCUUACAGAACCAACCAGAGGGAGUCCAGCUGGCCGUCAAGGAGCACACAGAGGCAGAUUUCCACGCACGCUUCAAGUCGCGUCCAGAACUGGAUGGACUCAUCGCUCAGAUCAACCAAUAGUCGUAGCUGUAGUGAAAUUUGACCUUCAAAGGUUUAUUUUAAAGCAAAAAUAAAAGAAGAUUCUCAUUUAAUUAUUCCACUAGUUAAAAUACAAAAUCGAACAGAUGACAGUGGCGUAAACACGGUUUUGGUGUUUCUUUGGUUCUGUUGCAGAAAUAAAAACAACCUUUUUUAAAAA